UGGGCAUAAGUCGGGUCGGGUCGGUUUGAGGCCCAAACCGACACCGAUUCAUAGUUGUCGGUUUUGGAUUUUUCAGGACCGAAACGGGUUGUAGAAUGUAAUGGACCGAACCUUCGGUUGGGCCGAAUAUUCGGGUCGGGUCGGGUCGGUUUCGGGUUAAACCGAUUUAGAGUUUUUGACCCAUUUUCGAGGCCCAGUUCAUUAAUAUUUCAAUUUCCCUGCUUUGUAAGACUUUUUCUGGGGCAUUCUAAAGGCCCAUUUAUGAACACCUAAGAUUUCAACAAAAUCCAAAUUUCAAAAGUGCAGCAGCAAGACAAAAUAUCAGAGUGCAUCAACCUAACUAAAGACUAAAAGUGCAGCAAGCUAAUAAAACUCCAUCAACCAUACUAAGAAAAGUCCACCAUCAGUUUGAAUCCUAAUAAAAGUCCAUCAUCAAGAACAAAUAAAAGUAUUUAAACCAAUCAAAUAAAAAUGCAGCAACUUAGUUUGGAACAGGCAGCUGCUUUCACCCAUCACACAGUCUCUUCGAGUAGAUCACCAAUAUUUGUUAUACCAGAAUCUGCAUCAUAUUCACAAUAUCAAAUUUCAAGUUUUCAACAAUCAAACAGAACACAAAUUUUAAAACGACAAGAACAAAACUGAAGUAAUUUACCUGCUUCCAUCUUUUCAAGCUCGGCGUACUGCUCCAUUUCAACCCUAAUGGGCUCCUUGAACAGUGGCUUACUUGUAGCCCUUAACCAAUCACUUGAGCAAACAAGUGCCUCAACCAUUUUAGGGGUCAAACUUGCUCUAAAUGGAUCAAGAAUCCUUUUUCCAAGACUGAAGGCGCUUUCACUAGCUACUGUUGAUGCAGGUACAGCCAUAACAUCUCUUGCAAUUUGCGAUAGAAUGGGAAAUCUAGCACAAUUCUCCUUCCACCAAUCCAACACUUGGAAGCUUGGGUUUGAAGGGUCCUCCGAUGGCUCCAGCAGCAUAGCUGUCGUGUUCAACCAAUAUUGCAGUUUCAGCAUCAAACUUUGGCUGAGUUGCAGAGAUAGACGCUUGUGCCGCCUCUGGAUCAUUUUCAGCAUACUCAACGAAGAGCUGCAGAAACAUGCUCUUUACUUCAUUCACCAUCGAACCCACCAAGGACUUGUCUUGCUGCAGUUUUGGGAAAAAAUAUUCCAUGUACAGCAGCUUGUACCUACAAAACAUAAAACAGUGUAAAACUGGAAAAAUAUUCCAUGUCCAGCAAUAUAUCAAGUACCAAAAUAAAAACCGUACCUUGGAUCCAACACCACAGCUAUCAAAAGGAUUUUGUUAAGCUCUUCAAGCCU
Messenger RNA from Rosa rugosa (rugosa rose), 1316 nucleotides. RefSeq lists its product as uncharacterized. The coding region runs from base 700 to 1206 and encodes 168 amino acids. Lineage: Eukaryota; Viridiplantae; Streptophyta; Magnoliopsida; Rosales; Rosaceae. The record is from RefSeq and is a predicted model, not a curated record. The transcript has 2 exons.